CUUCUGAUAUGAUACGGCAUUUUAUUGUGUAAAUCGUGACCUAUUUGAAACUGUGUUGUGUUAAAGAAUGAAAACGCGUUUGUAUUUUGUAAGGAAGACAGCUGUUUCCUGUUUCUCUGGGGGUCACCUGUCUAUGGAGCGGCCCUGCCCUGAGAACAGCUGCUCUGAAAUCUCUCCCCUCAGGGAUUUUCCGCCUUCUCCCACCGACAGAAACACCUCCCUGCGUGCACUGAUAUGAUCAAAACCUUUCCAUCCUCACCGAACAGCGUCUGGUAGUUUCCUCUAUAGGAAACAUUGUGUUUUUUGUUUUCUUUUUAGCGAUCGCCAUGGGAGAGAUAACAGCGCCAAAGAGCUUCUCAGAAGUUAUAACUCAGAUAUUACAGGAGGUUCCGGCUGCCAGGAAGAACCUGGUUGAUAACCACAGCAACCUUCUCCGAGUGGCAGAUUACUGCGAAAACAACUACCUUCAGGCGGAUGAUCCAACCAAAGCUGUGGAGGAGACCAAGGCUCUGACCACCCAGGCUUUAGCCAGUGUCACCUACCAGAUCAACAACGUGGCCAGCACCUUGCUCAGGCUGCUGGACUCCCAGGCCAUGCAGAUCAAGGACAUGGAGUCCUCCGUCAACCUGCUGUCACUGGCUGCUGCAAUCCACCUUGAGAAGGUGGCCAGGAGGGAGAUCGGCACCUUCACCACACCCAAAGACAAGACCCGGACCAAGACCCUGGCCCCGCCCCCUUCGGGCAAGGAGCCAGAGGAAGGUUACGUGAGAGUUCCAAUAUCAUACACCAUCCUGGACUCUGUUGGACACUAUUUCCAGGCCCAAGAUCAGCAGUCCAGCAAGAAGACGGAGAACAAGGAGACGACUGAAGAAUCUUCAGCGUCCAUCCACGGCAUCGCUGUCCCUCUACCAUCUGUGCCCACUAAGCCCACAGAGAGCAGCCUGCCACCCCCUCCUCCCCCUGUUGCUGCCACAAACCUGCCUUCUCCUCCUUCCUCGAUGGACACUGGCCUCCCCCCUCCACCCUCCUUCCCCUCCCCCUACGAUCUCCCCCCACCUCCUCCUCCACCAGCCAUCAGCCUGUCAGACAACAGCUUCCCACCCCCUCCUCCUCCUCCUCCUCCUGCUGCGAGCAGUACCAGUCUGCCUCCCCCCCCUCCUCCUGUGCCAGGAGGUGUACCCCCUCCUCCUCCUCCCCCAGCCAGUGGUGUGCCACCACCCCCUCCCCCACCGCCUCUGCCCUAGCUGGCUGGUUGUGAUCGGUCUGGGUUUUGCCAUUAGAGGAAGGAGCUAAAGGAAAGUGCGGAGGGCCGUGUGUUUGCAGGUGUACGAACCCUGAGCUGCUUCAUUUGUGAUUCGUGCCGAGGCGUGAGCCAGAAAUGACCAUUUAUCUGGCUUAGAGAAUCCCUCCUUCAGCUUUCUGUGCUUACCAAAGAGCAGCCGCAGAGAUUGGCCCUACGUGCCCUGACAGCACCACCACCACAUUCCUUAAAAACAAGCUGAAACAGGGAUUCCUGCGUUUCAGUCAUCACUGUUUUCAUCAUACUGUAUGGGUUUUUUUUUAGCUUUCCUGUGACGUCCGUGCCUCGUCAUAACGGGCGAUACUUUAAACUGCAGAGGUUUGUGGCUCAGCCGCUGCAGCGGUCACUUUUCUGCUGGGUAAAAGUGAUUAUAACUCUGUAACACUGCCGGCUUUAAGCUCAGUGUGCUCUGCGUCUUUAAACAGGCCACCGAGGGUGUGAAUGGUGUGUUGCAAGUCCCACUUAAAAUCUCUAUAAUUACAUGCAUUUACUGUACCUUGACUGCAUCUGUUACGCUGUACUGUACAAAUAAAGACUUUGACGCAGAUAAA
Messenger RNA from Fundulus heteroclitus (mummichog), 1851 nucleotides. RefSeq names its product ABI family, member 3b (gene abi3b). The transcript has 5 exons. Gene Ontology annotation, molecular function: SH3 domain binding. The record is from RefSeq and is a predicted model, not a curated record. NCBI's taxonomy places the organism in Eukaryota, Metazoa, Chordata, Actinopteri, Cyprinodontiformes, Fundulidae. The coding region runs from base 327 to 1244 and encodes 305 amino acids. Gene Ontology annotation, cellular component: lamellipodium.